Molecule: messenger RNA, 349 nt
Organism: Entrophospora sp. SA101
Lineage: Eukaryota; Fungi; Glomeromycota; Glomeromycetes; Entrophosporales; Entrophosporaceae
Source: the annotation of a GenBank genome assembly
AUAUCUUGAUUCUAAAAAAAUGAAUUCAAUAUUUUACACAAAAUUUGAAGAAUUAUUUUAUAAAACUGAUGAAUUAAUAAAUUUCAAAAAAGAAUACAAAGAAUAUAAAUUAGGAUAUUCAACAAAUAGGAAAUCCAAUGAUAUCAUUAAUAAAUCUUACAGAAAAAUUAGUGAUAUAUUAAUUGAAUAUAUUGUUGAAAUGUGGAAAACUCCUAGGAUCUCAAUAUCUGAAAGCAUGGGUUGUACGGUGGAAGAGUACGAUGAUUUGAUCGGAUUAUUUAAGAAAGAAGUUAAGCAGAAAAAUACCUAUAUAAGAUACAUUAGAAUCUACGCUCAAAAGAAAGAAUAA